Messenger RNA from Sporothrix brasiliensis 5110, 2340 nucleotides. Its product is annotated as f-box domain containing protein. NCBI's taxonomy places the organism in Eukaryota, Fungi, Ascomycota, Sordariomycetes, Ophiostomatales, Ophiostomataceae. The record is from RefSeq and is a predicted model, not a curated record. The coding region runs from base 1 to 2340 and encodes 779 amino acids. The transcript has 2 exons.
AUGAAUCUUUUCCGGAAGCGAGACAAGCAGAAGAUCGCGUCCGUCGCCGACGACAGAGUGCGGGACAACGGACAGAAUUACCUUGGCCACGGCAGCUCCAAUGGCCCUAGUUUUACCUUAUCAGAGGCCGACCUGCCAGCUAAAGGCGGCAGCGGCGGCAACACCUCGCGGAGUCGAAAUUUCAAGGCGCUCAAGGCUUUCGGCGGCGGCGGCAACGGGAGUGGCAAUGGCAACGGCCGACGCGGUGCAACAAAUCCAACACCGGUGGUUGCGGUCUCUGCGACCGCAUUAUCAGCGCGGCUUCUUCAGACAUUUCCGGAGGACGUACUAGCUCGCAUAUUUGUCUUUGUAUGUCCACAUAGCCAGGACCGGACCUACGAGAAGUGCGAGGACUCUACCUUUGGCGAUUGCAUACUCUGCGACACGCGGGACCUGGCACACUGUGUGCACGUGUGCCGACGGUGGCGGCCUGUCGCCGAGCAGGUUUUAUAUACGAGCAUCCGCAUAGACACCGUCCAUUACUGUGCACGCGAAGCCAUCCUCGCCGAAAAGCGCAAACGCCGCUCUUUCUUCGACCGCAACGCCGAGCCCGAAGACACACCGGACGCCCGCCUCAAGCUCCUCUGCCGCACCCUCCGCGAUGGGCCUACACACCGUCUCGCCCCAUAUGUCCAGUUCCUCAAGCUCCCUUACAUGCUGCGUGAGUCACGGCACCCCGAUAUUGCACGAACCGUGUCCGUGCUGCAGAACCUGCGCUACGUCGACCUGCCCGAGGGCUUGUUCAUGGACGAACCCGCCUACCUCACACUCAAGUUGGAGAUCGAAGCCAAGUGCCCUGGGCUGCGCAAGAUGACGUACAUGGGCGGCGCGGAGCGGAGUCUUGAGGCGCUCGCAUCGGGCAACCGCUGGUGCAACCUCGAAGUGCUCGAGCUGGUCAAGAUCGCAGUCGACCCGGCGAUGCUGCGCCACGUGUUGUGCUUGCUGACCGAGCUCCGGGCCCUCAAGGUGACAGAGCCAUCGGCAGGACCGCAUACGUUCUCGGAUGAUGUGCUUGUUUCCGCGCCUGCGGACGGCGUUGCCGGGGGGCCACCACACGAUUUCUACACCACGAGUCUGCCGCCGUUGGAGGAGCUAGUGUUGACCAACACCCAGAUGCUGACGUCUGAGGGUCUGCAUGCCUAUCUGAGCCGGCCUGAGUCGGGUCGCGCCCUGAAGGUCCUGACGCUGAACAGCACGGGCGUCAAGCCGUGGUCGUUGCGCGGCUUUCUGGAUCGCACGCCGAAUCUGCGGCACCUGACAGUUGUCGACGAGGUCACAGCAGCACUGCCGAUUGCCGCAAACACAAAGGACAUCCAGCCUCUGGCGUCGGCGUCGCUACGAACGCUCAACUACGAGAUCGCGCCUGCCAAAGGUGUCAGUCCGUACGCAGGCGUGACGCGGUCGUACUACAACUACCUCUCCGGGUCGAUCUUGUCGGGCGGCCUGCCCAACCUACGGGCCGUGCACGUGCGCGAUGCGCAGUUCCCCGAGUCCCUACUCGGCGACCUCCCUCUGCCGGGCCCAAUAGGCGGCGCUGCGUUUGGCGACUUUGGUGGCGGCGGCAGCAACAACCGGCGGCCGGCCUCGGCCUCCGCAACUGCUAGCUCGGCGUCAGGGACAGCAUCGGCACUCAACUCACCCCUGUCGACGGGCAGCCUCGGCCAAUUGCACUCGCCCGUGGGCUUCCUCAGCCCGCAGUCGCCUAAUUUCCCACAAUCUACCGUGCCGCGCACCCUUCCGGCCAAUGCCGGCGUCAGCAACAUCAGCAACGGCAUGAAGCCGCCUUCGACCAAUCCCUUCCUCGACCCGCUCAGCGCAUCUCCACCAAAGCCGUGGGUGGCCGGCCACAACCCGCGCUUCAGCAGCAACAACCCGUUUGCGGGUAUGAUCUCGCCGCAAAAGGUGCAUACGCUCGAGGUGUUUACCAAGGGCGAUGACGACAACGACUGGAGCUCAAUCAUUGUCGGCGAUGGCGCGUUUCCCUUCUUUGGUGCCGGUAUGAACCUGGGCGGAGGCAAUGGCAGCUCAAGCCGGCCCGUUAGCAGCUACGGACUCGGCGCCGACCUCGGCGCGGUGGGAGGACGCAAGAGCAUACUCAUCAACAUGGGCCCGGGCAACUUUUUGGCCGUACCCGAUGCUGAGGUUGGAGGUGGUGGUGGGAGAGGUGGAGGUGGUGGUGGCGGCGGCGGCGGUGGCUUCGGAACCAACCUUGCCAGUAGUCCUAAGCAGAGUCCGGACCUGUGGCCGCGGCCCGUCACUGUGGGCGAGAGCCGUAGUGAGAAGCGGGACCUAUGGCGGUAA